AUACAUUAUUUUAAUUUUAGGGAAGAUAUGCAAAAUUGCAGUUGCUGCCUCUAAAAGAAAAUAUCGGGAUAAGUAAAAACGGCAAGGGUUUGUUGGAGGCUCUAAGGUUAGGGCUUAGGAGGAAGAGGAGGAGGAGCAGCAGCAGCAGCAGACUAAAGCCUCAAAGCAACAGACGCAAUUAUACUUUUUUUCUCUCAGCGUUGGCUCUUCUUCACGCUUCCGCCUCUCUAUUUUGUAGUUAUUGGAGCAAUGGAUGGUUAUAGAGCCGAAGCGGGAUUUGAAGAAGACUCAAGGGAACCUCUUGUUGAUCUUUCUUUCACCGACUCCACCUCUGAGCUUUGGCUCAUUCAAUGGCCUCAUAAUGAACUUCCUGAUUUCAAUGGGAAAGAAAUCUCACUCAAUCUUUACACUGAUGGAUGCUUGGCUACUUUUGAGGGCUCAUCAGGCAAAGUGUAUGAUGUGGUCAGUUCUGCUGCCCAAGAACCAGAUGCCACAGUAUUCUUAUCCUCUGCUUCACAAACUAAAAUUGUGGGGAAUGUUUCACGGAGAGUUUCUCUUGUCCAUUUCCCUGACCCUAAAGAACUUGAGAAACAAGAAGCUGAAAAGAAAUCGAAACGAAUGUAUCAGAUGUCUGCCGGAUCUUCCUAUCAUUCUGCGACCCCAACCCAAAGUACUAAGCUUAGGAACUCUUACUCAUUAAGGGGGCAUGCAGCUUCAACACACAGCAGUAGGCACAGGAGUUCUUUGUCUGAAGCAGGCGAGCAAUCUAGUGCCAAAAAAAGAAGACAUAAGUACGAACGGACUGCAUCAACAGAUCGGUCUACUCUAGAUUCUGGACGGGGUCAAAGUGGAUAUACGAUUUCAGGGUCAUCAUAAGCAUUGACGCUAAAGGGGAGAAUGGAGGAGAUUAAAGAUGAGGAGUAAGUUUCCCCUGGUAGCACUUUGUUUCCUCCCGUGGAAAUGAAUGCAUUUUGUUACUAAGUGACUGGACAAUGAUGAAGAAAUGGCAGUUCUGAUCUUUCUUUUGUUUUGCUUUUAUUAUUAGUUAUUGGAAAGUGAGUGAAAUUCUCAUUGCCCGAUCAUUCCAGAGAUCCCAGCUUUCAAUAGUUGCAAAAAACCUAGAAUAUUUAUAUGUGAUGUGAUUGUUUGUUAUUGAUUUUGUUUCCUGUAUGUCUCAGUGGAAAAACAAAACUGGUUCUGCUACAGGGUGUUGAAUAUUGGUGUAGGAUAGGUACAUGGGUGAUGUGGGGUUUCUCUUAAAUCAGAUAUUAUUUUUUGGGUUAAGCGAAUGGAAGGAUGAUGAUAUGUAAUGCAAUUUACUUUAAGAA
Molecule: messenger RNA, 1328 nt
Organism: Ricinus communis (castor bean)
Lineage: Eukaryota; Viridiplantae; Streptophyta; Magnoliopsida; Malpighiales; Euphorbiaceae
Product: mediator-associated protein 2
Exons: 5
Coding region: 250-876 (208 amino acids)
Source: RefSeq, a predicted model, not a curated record